AUGUCUGGAAUAGCAAACGAUGGGGCAGCUGUCAUGGUGGGUUCUAAGAGUGGUAUUGUUACUAGGUUGAAGGCCUUAAAUCCUGUUAUUUUGGGAACUCACUGUAUUGCACAUAGACUGGCACUUGGUUCACGCACAAUGUGGUUAUCAUUUGAUGGGGCUGUUCAAGCAGUUUUGAAAAAUUACUCCAGUUUAGUAACUGUCUUAAUGGAAGAUAAUACCCCCAAAAUUGUUGGUCUUCUUAAAUCUAUAACGUCUGUAAAAUUCCUUUAUUGUACAUAUUUUCUUUCUGAUGUGUUAGCUGUUCUUUGUAGAUUAAGUAAAUGUUAUCAAAAAAAUGAUAUUAUGUUUUCCAAUAAAAGCCAUUACUAG
Messenger RNA from Patella vulgata (common limpet), 372 nucleotides. RefSeq lists its product as uncharacterized. The transcript has 3 exons. The coding region runs from base 1 to 372 and encodes 123 amino acids. NCBI's taxonomy places the organism in Eukaryota, Metazoa, Mollusca, Gastropoda, Patellidae. The record is from RefSeq and is a predicted model, not a curated record.